UUCCCUCUCCAAGUUACCCCAUUUCGUUCUUCCAUCCCCUUUGCUUUCGGCCUUUCUCGACACGUUGUUAGCUUGUGAGACAGCCAGUGCCAUCCAUAUUUACUUGCAGCCAGCUUGUGGGUUUGUGGCAUCAAAGCCUUCUCCUUUCAGUUGCAUGCCCAGUUGCGCACCAUCAAAGUGUCCCAAAUGUACCCGUAUCUUCAGCUCUGUGUAUUGCUCGUCGCCAUUCUCUCGGCCGUAGCAACUGCUGAACGAUGGAGGGAGAUCAGCGGCAGCAACCAAUGGAACGGCCUUCUAGACCCCCUCGACAUUGAAGUCCGGCGCGCCGUCAUCCGCUACGGCGAGCUGGCGCAGGCGACGUCGGACGCCUUCAUCGGCGACCUGGCGUCACCGUACGCCGGCUCUUCCCGGUACGGCCCGUCCUCCUUCUUCUACAAGGUCCAGGCGUCCAACCCAGGUGAGUACCGCGUGACGCGGUUCAUCUACGCGACGUCGAGCGUCCGGCUGCCCGACGGGUUCAUGACGAGGCCGCUGCCGGAGGGCGCGUGGAGCACGGAGUCCAACUGGAUGGGGUACGUCGCGGUGGCCACCGACGCCAGCGCGGCGGCGCUCGGGAGGCGGGACAUCGUGGUGGCGUGGCGCGCGACGAGGCGGACUGUGGAGUGGGUCAGCGACCUGGACUUCGUGCUGGUGCCGGCGGCCGGCGUCGUCGGGCCGGGGCAGGGCUGGUCGCAGCCGGCGGUGCACAGAGGGUUCCUGUCCGUGUACAUGUCCAAGAAUCCCACGUCGCGGUUCAACAAGCAGAGCGCGCGCGAGCAGGUACUGACUGAAGUAGGAAGGCUGCUGGACACCUACAAGAACGAGAACUGCAGCAUCACCAUAACCGGCCACAGCCUCGGAGCCGCGCUGUCCACGCUCAACGCCGUCGACCUGGUCGCCAACGGGCUCAACGUCCGGGGCUCGUCCCGGAUCCCCGUGCCCGUCACGGCUAUCCUCUUCGGCGGGCCCCGCGUCGGCGACGAGCAGUUCAAGAAGGCCUUCGACUCCAUGGCUGGCGCCGGCCUCAGCCUGCUCCGCGUCCGCAAUGCCCUCGACAUCGUGCCCACCAUCCUGCCCUCCCUGCUCUACAGGGAUGUCGGCGCCGAGCUGCUUGUCGACACGCGCAAGUCGCCGUACCUCAAGAAUCCGGUAGGCCCUGCCCAGUGGCACAACCUCGAGUGCUACUUGCACGCGGUCGCCGGCACUCAGGGGGCGGGCGACGGCGCGGGGUUCAGCCUGGAGGUCGACCGCGACGUGGCGCUCGUCAACAAGGAAGAGGACGCGCUCAAGGACCAGUAUCCCGUGCCGGCCAAGUGGUGGGAGGAGAAUAACAAGGGCAUGGUGAAGAACGCCACUGGGCACUGGGUAUUGAACGAUCACGAGGAGGGCAACCUUGCCUUGUGAUGAUCUUUUUUUGUGUGCGUGGGGGUAAGAUUGUGGAAUGCAUCGUGUUUAACACCUCUUACGAAAGUAAUACUGCCUCUAAUUCAAAAUGUAAGCACUUUGGAAAUUUACCAACGAAACUUUCUAUAUUUGAAGGCAUUUGUGAUGAAUAGAUAUUUUGUACUCA
This is a messenger RNA of Lolium perenne, 1609 nucleotides long. RefSeq names its product phospholipase A1-II 3. Gene Ontology annotation, biological process: lipid metabolic process. NCBI's taxonomy places the organism in Eukaryota, Viridiplantae, Streptophyta, Magnoliopsida, Poales, Poaceae. Gene Ontology annotation, molecular function: glycerophospholipid phospholipase A1 activity. The record is from RefSeq and is a predicted model, not a curated record.